UCCGGAUUACUGAUGGGAGGAAGUUGGUGUGCAGAGCGGCUUUUGUGCUGUUUCCAUGGUGGAAGCAGCAGCUGGCAGGAAGAAAAAUCCGGUCCGGUUCCAAGCCAGGAGAAAGGAGCUGGAAAUAAAAUGCUUAGUGACACAGAUGCCAGUCCCAAUUGCAGUCACCAUUUCGUGCACAAUUAAAGAUACAUUUUUAUUUGAAUCUUAUAGACAAAGAAGAUGGCAAUGAGCACUCUGGACAACUGAGGAUAACAAGCAACAUUGAACACCAAAGCAAGUCAGUCCAAAAAUCAAAAUAUUUUCCAUUUCCUUCAGAGAGCCACACAAUAUCUUCCUCAGCAAGUGAGAGGAAAAUGAGAGAAAAUCAAGAAGAGAUUUCUAGCUGGGAAACUAGAGUUUGAAAUUCAAGCAUACAUUACAUGAAAAGUCAAAGGAGAUUAUUUUUCCAUUGGGGAAAAAAAGGGAAAUAUCUGGAAGUUACUGGGGAGGAAAAGGUCAAUUGGAAAGCCACGUAGAGCAGACAGAGUUGCAGGCCCACUCUGGGAGGAAGAAAACGGCUUGAAUCAAAGCACUGCUAAACAAGGAAUCAUCCAUACUUUUGACCUCCAAAGGAAUAUGAGUUGUGGAAAAGCUCCAUAGAUGUGCCUGUUGUGGGAAAGAUACAACUUACAAAUCACAGCUGAUUAUGCCAGAGAGGAUCCCAACUGAAGAAAAGCCAUACAAUACUCUAAAUGUGGCAAAACCACUGAUCAGAAUACCUCCAUAGUGGUUCUUGGAAGGACCCACACAGGAGAGAAGCCCUACAAGCGCUCCCAAUGCAGUAAAUGCUUUAGGAAGUAUGGCAACGUGGACUCACACCGAGGAGAAACUGUUUGAAUGUCCUGAUUGUGAGAAAUGUUUCUGUGAUUAUUCCAACCUGGUGAUACACCAGAGGAUUCACACAGAAGAGAAACCCUUUAAAUAUCCUGACUGUGGGGAUAGUUUAAGUCAAAAUUCUUUCCUCGUUUCACACCAGAGCACUCAUACAGGAGAGAAACUGUUUGAAUGUCCUGAUUGUGGAAAAAGGUUCAAUAAGAAUUCCAGGCUGGUGACACACCAGAGGACUCACACAGGAGAGAAACCCUUUAAGUGUCCUGAUUGUGGAAAAAGCUUCAGUCAGCAUUCCAGCCUGGUGAUACACCAGAGGACUCACACAGGCGAGAAACCCUUUGAGUGUCCUGAUUGUGGUAAAAGUUUCAGUAACAAUUCCACUCUGGUGAAACACCAGAGGACUCACACAGGAGAGAAACCCUUUGAAUGUUCUGACUGUGGGAAAAGUUUCCGUCAGAAUUCCAGCCUGGUUCAACAUCAGAGGAUUCAUACAGGAGUGAAACCAUUUGAAUGUGCUGACUGUGGGAAAAGUUUCAGUCAGAAUUCCACCCUGAUUCAACACCAGAGGAUUCACACAGGAGAGAAACCCUUUGAAUGUCCUGACUGUGGGAAAAGUUUCAGUCAUAAUUCCAGUCUGUUUCAACAUCAGAGCACUCACACAGGAGAGAAACCGUAUGAGUGUCCUGUUUGUGGGAAAAGUUUCAGUAAGAAUUCCAGUCUUGUGACACACCAGAGGAUUCACACAGGAGAGAAACCCUUUGAAUGUUCCAAUUGUGGUAAAAGUUUCAGUACCAGUUUCAGCCUUGUGACACACCAGAGGACUCACACAGGAGAGAAACCCUUUAAAUGUCCUGAUUGUGGUAAAAGUUUCAGCAAGAAUUCCACCCUGGUUCAACACCAGAGGAUUCACACAGGAGAGAAACCCUUUAAAUGUCCUGACUGUGGGAAAAGUUUCAGUCAGAAUUCCACACUGGUUCAACACCAGAGGAUUCACACAGGAGAGAAACCCUUUAAAUGUCCUGACUGUGGGAAAUGUUUCCGUCAGAAUUCCAACCUCAUCGGCCACCAGAGGAUUCAUGCAGGAGAGAAACUGUUUGAAUGUCCUGAUUGUGGAAAAUAUUUCAGUCAGAAUUCCACACUGGUUCAAGACCAGAAGACUUACACAGGAGAAAAACCCUUUGAAUGUCCUGACUGUGGGAAAAGUUUCCAUCAGAAUUCAAACCUCAUCGGCCACCAGAGGAUUCAUGCAGGAGAGAAACUGUUUGAAUGUCCUGAUUGUGGGAAAUGUUUCAGUAAUAAUUCCAACCUGGUGAAACACCAGAGGAUUCACACAGGAGAGAAACCCUUUGAAUGUCUUGACUGUGGAAAAAGCUUCAGUCAGAAUUCCAGCCUGGUUCAACACCAGAGGAUUCACACAGGAGAAAAACCGUUUGAAUGUCCUGAUUGUGGGAAAAGUUUCGGUCACAAUUCCACCUUGGUGAAACACCAGAGGACUCACACAGGAGCGAAACCCUUUGAAUGUCCUGACUGUGGGAAAAGUUUCAGUCAUAAUUCCAGCCUGGUUCAACAUCAGAGGACUCAUACAGGAGAGAAACCCUUUGAAUGUCCUGACUGUGGGAAAAGUUUCAGUCAGAAUUCCAGCCUGGUUCAACACCAGAGGAUUCAUACAGGAGAGAAACCGUUUGAAUGUUCUUAUUGUGGUAAAAGUUUCAGUAAGAAUUCCAACCUGGUGAAACACAAGAGGACUCACACAGGAGAGAAACCCUUUGAAUGUCCUGAGUGUGGGAAAUGUUUCAGUCAGAAUUCCACCCUGGUUCAACACCAGAGGAUUCACACAGGAGAAAAACCCUUUAAAUGUCGUGACUGUGGGAAAAGUUUCCGUCAGAAUUCCAACCUCAUCGGUCACCAGAGGAUUCACACAGGAGAGAAACCGUUUGAAUGUUCUGAUUGUGGUAAAAGUUUCAGUAACAAUUCCAGCCUGGUGAAACACCAGAUGACUCACACAGGAGAGAAACCCUUUAAAUGUCCUGAUUGUGGGAAAUGUUUCAGUCAGAAUUUCCACCUCAUGGAACACCAGGAGAUUCAUACACGAGAGAAACCUUUUGAACGUCCUGACUGUAGGAAAAGUUUUAGUCAGAAUUUCAGCCUUGUUCAACACCACAGGACUCACACAGGAGAGAAACUGUAUAAGUAUCCAGACUGUGAGAAUGAUCUCAGUACUAAGGUUAACCUUAUAAAUCAUGUACUUAUACACAAAGGGGAGAAAUCAUUUUAAUGCCCCGAGUGUGGACGGUACUUCAGGAAACUUUCUACCCUUAUUGCACACAGAAAAUCUCCUGAGGCCCCAAGCGAUUAGUGUAGAGAAGGGUUGAAUUUCAUUUCUAGUGUCCCAAUGCAAGUCCAGCUGAGAAAUUGACUAUUUAAAUUGAUUAAAUUAAAUAGAAUUUG
Molecule: messenger RNA, 3321 nt
Organism: Pantherophis guttatus
Lineage: Eukaryota; Metazoa; Chordata; Lepidosauria; Squamata; Colubridae
Source: RefSeq, a predicted model, not a curated record